Molecule: messenger RNA, 618 nt
Organism: Linum trigynum
Lineage: Eukaryota; Viridiplantae; Streptophyta; Magnoliopsida; Malpighiales; Linaceae
Source: the annotation of a GenBank genome assembly
AUGGUGUCGUUGAAGCUCCUCCAGAAGCGGCUCGCCGCUAGCGUGCUCGAUUGCGGCAAGAAGAAGAUUUGGCUCGAUCCUAAUGAGGUCAAUGAAAUCUCCAUGGCCAACUCCAGGAUUUUUAAAAUUUUGCAGGGCAGAACAUCCGGAAGCUGGUUAAAGAUCCACUCGAGGUCUCGUGCGAGGAGGAUGAAGGAGGCCAAGAGAAAGGGUCGCCACUCUGGAUAUGGUAAGAGAAAGGGUACCCGCGAGGCGAGGCUGCCAACCAAGAUCCUGUGGAUGAGGAGGAUGCGAGUCCUGAGACGACUUCUGAGGAAGUACCGCGAGGCCAAGAAGAUUGACAAGCACAUGUACCACGACAUGUACCAGAAGGUGAAGGGUAAUGUGUUCAAGAACAAGCGCGUGCUGAUGGAGAGCAUCCACAAGUCCAAGGCCGAGAAGGCGAGAGAGAAGACGCUGUCUGAUCAGUUCGAGGCCAAGCGUGCUAAGAACAAGACCAGCAGGAAGAGGAAGCUUGCCAGAAGGGAAGAGCGCUUUGCACAAGGACCUGGGAUGAAGGCAGAACCCACGCCUGCACCUCUGCCUACAGAGGGAGUAGUCAAGAAAUCCAAGAAGUGA